Messenger RNA from Cornus florida, 552 nucleotides. Its product is annotated as F-box protein At1g53790-like. Bases 1 to 552 code for a protein of 183 amino acids. The record is from RefSeq and is a predicted model, not a curated record. The transcript has a single exon. NCBI's taxonomy places the organism in Eukaryota, Viridiplantae, Streptophyta, Magnoliopsida, Cornales, Cornaceae.
AUGUAUGUAUAUACACUAAAAACAAAUUCUUGGAGAAGGAUUCAAGACAUCCCUCUUGGUAUCCAUUUGCCUUUGAAGGCAUCGGGUAUACUUCUGCACGGAGUUCUUCACUGGUUAAAUGCAUAUGACUGCGAGAUCAUUUGUUUUGAUUUAGUAGAGGAGAAAUUUCGAUUCUUGCGUUUACAUCCAGGCCUUAUAGGUGAUGAUCCACUAGAUACUCGGUACUCAACGCUUGAAGUGCUCAGAGGAUGUCUCUGUAUUAGUUGCUUAAAAUGGGAACCAAAUUGUUUACCUUGUAGAGAGUUUUGGGUGAUGAAGGAAUAUUUCAAGAAUGAUUGGUCAAGCAUGACAUGUGAUAGCAAUAAGUCACUGGAUGAUUUCUCAAACAGUGAUAAAGAAGAUCUAUUUUCAUUUGAAAAAAGGUGGUUGGUUGGGUACAAUGUAGAAAAAGAUUCAUACUGCAGGUAUCAUGUGUUUGACUGUAACUCUGAUACAAUGUGGGAAUUAGAGAUUUACCUGGAGACCAUUGUUUCUCCAUAUCACGUACCAUAG